AUGACUAACUCUUUACCUUUGGUGAUGUUGUUGGAACUAGCAGGAGUUGUCUUUGAGAAUCUGUGUUGUGGAAACUGCGAUAAGCGCCUUAAAGUCAAUAGUGCCAGAACUGUUCCUGAUGAUCAGAAAUUGGUUACAGAACUGCAGACACAGCUGGUAAAUUCAGUCAUCCUGCAAAGCUCACCAGAUCCCAGUGUCCUGAUUGCUUUGAAUCUGGCUGAGGCACUGGAUCCCCACGUGAAAAUGCAACUGAUUGAGAAGAUAAAGGAAACAGUUGUUGAGAAGAACACAAAAGAGAUGACAUCUGGCAAAGUGGCCCUUUAUGUUCUAGCCCUCCAGUCAUCCUGUGAGAAUCCUGAUGAUGUCACUACACCAGAAAAUACUGUGAACUUGGUCAGUGUCCUAGAAGAAAAAACUAAAGAAGAGAUUACCCAUUUUGAUGACUAUGGGACUCUCAAGACAACCUAUUACCAGCUGGCCCUGGACAUCCUGGCCCUGUGUGUGGAGAACAGCCUAGAUGUUGAAGAUGCCAGCGUCAUCCUUGCUAAGGCAGCACUGGCUAAUGAGUUGGAAUUUGGAGGUUAUUUCUCUGUAGACACGGGGGCAGUAGCAAGCUUGGCACUGACAUGUGUGAGUGAAAUGAGCAAGAUACAGCAGAGCGAGUUUGUGACAGUUAUUGAAGAAGCACUGACUAAAAUCACAAAGCAAAUCCUGGGUGAACAACACAGCAAUGGCAUCAUUGGAAAUAUCUACUCCACUGGCCUAGCAAUGCAGGCACUCAGUGUUACUUCUAAAUUUUACAAUCCUGGGGCAUGGGACCGUGUGAAGACUACUAAGGAAGUACUAAAGGAGAUUUCACUGGGAGCCUUUAAUAUCCCUGCUGCUGCUGCUCAAAUCCUGCCUUCUCUAGUGGGCAAAACAUAUCUGGAUGUGAGGGACGGAUGUGGUUCCACCAUCACAGUACAAUACACCAUAUCUAAUAGCAUCGUAGGACCCAGUUUCAGCUAUUCCAUCACUGUCAAUGUGCCAAAGGGCUCAGUGCUGCUCACUGUCUUGAAUGCAGCUCAAUCUGCUAAACCAAAUGAAUUCAGCUUUCAAACAGAGGAGACCUCAUGGGGGCCAAUGGUUGUUUCCAUCCAUAACGUGCAAGCCAGCACCAACGAGAAGACUUACUGGCAAUUUUUAAGUGGUAAAAAACCCCUCGAUCAAGGGGUUGGCUCCUACAAGCCAGUAGACGGUGAACAUAUUAGGGCUAUCUUCAGCCGAUACUGAAUGGGCAGCUUUCUGACGAAGGACAACUAAGGUUCAGAAAUACAUGUGCCACAGAAUACCCUUCCUCCAAGCUAAGCAUUAACAGAUGUUGCAGCUUAGAUGUACAAUAUUCAACCUUGCAUGCUUUGUCAUAACUGCAGUGCUGUCAAGCUGAAAAUAAAGUGUAGUUGGAUUGCAAUGUAUCACCUAAAGCAUUUUUCAGAUUGUUCUGCAAUUCAGUAACA
Molecule: messenger RNA, 1496 nt
Organism: Sphaerodactylus townsendi
Lineage: Eukaryota; Metazoa; Chordata; Lepidosauria; Squamata; Sphaerodactylidae
Gene: CBLIF
Product: cobalamin binding intrinsic factor
Exons: 9
Coding region: 1-1272 (423 amino acids)
Biological process (GO): cobalamin transport
Molecular function (GO): cobalamin binding
Source: RefSeq, a predicted model, not a curated record